Molecule: messenger RNA, 1308 nt
Organism: Macadamia integrifolia
Lineage: Eukaryota; Viridiplantae; Streptophyta; Magnoliopsida; Proteales; Proteaceae
Product: probable LRR receptor-like serine/threonine-protein kinase At3g47570
Exons: 2
Coding region: 1-1308 (435 amino acids)
Biological process (GO): protein phosphorylation
Molecular function (GO): ATP binding; protein binding; protein kinase activity
Source: RefSeq, a predicted model, not a curated record
AUGGAUGGUAACUUAUUUCAAGAGUCUAUACCAUCUUCUAUGAGUUCUCUAAGAGGUCUUCAAGAUUUAGAUCUUUCACACAACAACUUCUCUGGUUUUAUUCCAAUAUAUUUGGAAACAUUUAGGUCCUUACAAAACUUAAAUUUAUCAUUUAAUCAUUUGGAGGGUGAGGUACCAACAGAUGGAGUCUUUAGAAAUUUAAGUGCAAUUUCAGUCAUUGGAAACAAUAAGCUUUGUGGAGGUAUACCAGAACUUCAUUUGCCAACAUGCAAAACUCAAAAAUCAAAAGAAGAUGGGAGGCCUCAUGUUUUCAAGAUAAUAGUCAUCCUAUGUGGUUGUGGUGGCUCUCUAUGUUUGAUUUUUGGGACACUUUUUUUCAUUAUCUACUGGAGAAGAAAGGAAAAGAAAGAAUCCACUUUAUUUUUGAUAGAAAGUCGUCAUCUUAAGAUCUCUUAUGCCCAACUCCUUAAAGCUACUGAUGGAUUUUCUUUUGAAAAUUUGGUUGGUGUGGGGGGUUUCGGUUCUGUGUACAAAGGAGUUCUCAAUAACAGUGAUACUACUGUUGCAGUAAAGGUCGUCAACAUUAAACAAAGAGGUGCGUCCAAGAGUUUCAUGGCUGAAUGUGAAUCCCUUAGAAACAUCCGGCACCGUAAUCUUGUAAGAAUCUUAACAUCUUGCUCAAGUAUAGAUUUUGAAGGCAAUGAUUUUAAAGCUUUAGUAUAUGAGUUCAUGCCUGGUGGGAAUUUGGAGAGAUGGUUACAUCCACAUGCAAAUGGCAUACAAGAUGAGCAAAGGCAUUUAAACCUUGUUCAAAGAUUGAAUAUUGCCAUUGAUGUGGCAACUGCAUUGGAUUAUCUUCACCACCGUUGUCAUACACAAAUUAUUCACUGUGAUCUAAAGCCAAGCAAUAUUCUUCUCGAUGAUGAUUUGAUUGCACAUUUGGGUGAUUUAGGGAUAUCAAAAAUUCUUUCAAAAGCCACAAGAAGAUCUCAAAAUCACACUAGCUCAAUUGGAAUAAAGGGAUCUAUUGGAUACAUUGCACCAGAGUAUGGCGCGGGUGUGGAUGAUUCAACGCAUGGUGAUGUCUAUAGUUAUGAAAUUCUCUUGUUAGAGAUGUUCGUAGGCAAGCGACCUACUCAUGAAAUGUUCAAAGAUUACUUUAAUCUUCAUUGUUGGGUUGAGAUGGCUAUGCAUGAUGGAGUUAUGGCUGUUGUCGACCCAUCACUUGUCUCCAUGGAAAAAUAUGAAAAAGAGGCAGCAUCAAUCAAUAUUAACAUCUUGCUCAAGUAUCGAUUUCAAAGGCAAUGA